This is a messenger RNA of Sinocyclocheilus anshuiensis, 885 nucleotides long. RefSeq names its product SCAN domain-containing protein 3-like. The record is from RefSeq and is a predicted model, not a curated record. Lineage: Eukaryota; Metazoa; Chordata; Actinopteri; Cypriniformes; Cyprinidae. The transcript is spliced from 4 exons.
AUGGGGCAACAGCAACUGUUAAAAGCGACCACAUCUACAAAUAUAGCUGCACUGAGAGCAUCCUACUUGGUGGCUGACCGUAUCGCUAAAGCUAAGAAGCCCUUCACCAUUGGGGAAGAACUGAUUUUGGUGAUGUUUGGUGAAGCUGCAGCUAACAAGAUAGGCCAGAUUCCUCUUUCAGCAACCACUGUCACACAGAGAAUUGAUGAUAUCGCAGAGGACAUUGAAUGAUGUUUUAUUAGCAAGUUGUUAGAAAGGGUUAACGAGUCGCCAUGGUAUGCAUUGCAGUUCGAUGAAUCGACCGACGUUGACAACAAUGCAAUAUUACUGGUUUAUGUGCGAUAUACAGUGGACGAUGUGCAUGAGGAUAUAUUGUGUGUACGCUCACUGCCAACUAACACAACUGGGGCAGAAAUGUUCAAGUCUUUGAAUGACUACUUAUCAGGCAAACUUAACUGGUCAUUUUGCAUUGGAAUAUGCACAGAUGGGACUGCGUCUAUGACCAGACGGCUGUCCGGUCUCACGACCCGGGUCAAAGAAGUUGCGCCCAAAUGCGAGUCUACACACUGUGUCAUACAAAUGCUGGCCAGCCGUAAAAUGUCACCAGCACUUCACUCUGUGCUAAAUGAUGUUGUAAAAAUAAUUAACCACAUCAAAGCAAAUGCCCUCAACUCCUGUCUUUUCGAACAUCAUUGCGAAGAAAUGGAAGCAGAACACAAACACCUGUUGCUACACACCGAAGUCAGGUAGCUGUCAAGGGGGAGAUCCUUAGCAAGAGUUUACGAGUUUACGAGCCAAUUCAGAGAUUUUUUUCAGAAUAAAAGUCACCACUGGCAGCACACUUCAGUGACGAGGAAUGGAUCGUUUGCUGUUGCACGCAGUUAA